GAUUAUCAAUCUCAAUAACCCUUUUUCUUUGCUGAUUUUCAGCUUCAAGCAUCCAACUUCCCUUCUUUGCUAAAUAAUAUCAAUCUCAUUGUGAUAAUUAGAUUUAGCCUUUUUCUUGUACCAAUCUUAAGUUAAAUUAUCUGUUAGAAUCAACAGUUCUCCGUCUCAAAACGAAUUUAUGCUGUGGAAUAGCCUGCAAAGUGUGAGUUCUUCUCUAUAUCAUGCUUGUCCAACUGCUACAAUCUGAACCCAGAGAGGCAGCUCAACCUUAAGCGAGUGAAGCAGUUGCCAAAUGCACCAUAUUUGGUAACAGAUUAAUAUCAUUUUCUCCCAUCAAAUUUCUUUUAGUUACUUAGAAAGAGGUUCCCCAGAAUCUCUGCAUAAAACUCUCAAACAUCUUGAGCCGCCUGGGGAGUAAUUUAGAUAUUCACGAGUAAUUAUGCGGAAAGCAAAUGUCGUAUCGAAGUUGAGAUCAUGGAGAUGGAUCCACAGGUUUAUUCUAAUAGUAGGCACUCUAGCUAUUCUAAUCUGUAUAGCCACCUUGUCGAAAGCCUAUUAUCUCAGGUUUUUUCUUGUUACCGAUACCUCCUCCUCAUGCUACUCCAACAGUUUCACUACUCAUGCCUCGACUGCAACGGAGAUCAAGGCGACAAUCGAAAUUGUUGUCCAGAAAAUUCAACAAGAAAUCGACAGGAUGAGAGAUUUGCCACAUGAAUCAUCAUCUUCUGAGUCGAAGCACGUUUCUUUUCUUGCGGACAUUUUGGGCCUUGUUGAGUCUGUGAAAGCAUCUUUAUCACGUGCGGAUGGGACUGCCAAGCAAAAUGGCGUUGUAAUUCAUCCUCUGUCAGGAACUAAUCAAGAAACUGAGGAACCUGCUGAGUACUUCUUGACAGAGGAAAUUAGAAAGUAUGUCAGGAUCAAACCCAACAGGCUCAAAAAACAGAAUUUCAUGGGAGCUAAUGGCACUUUCACCAGCAUUGGACAUGCAUGUUUUUCGAUGAAAAAACAGCUCGAAGAGUAUAUGGAGUACGAUAUAGGCGAUAUAUGUAACGAUGACUGGAAAUUAGCGCAAAAAUUGAUGGUUCAUGGCUGUGAUCCACUACCAAGAAGGAGAUGCUUUGCUAAAUCCCCUCAAUACUACACUAAGCCUCUCCCUGCUAUUGAAUCCAUGUGGAAACUACCUGAUGAUCGAAAUGUCCGUUGGAGUCAGUAUAGAUGCAAGAACUUCACUUGCCUGGCGAAAAACACAACGCAAAAGGGAUUCUUUAAAUGUGCAGAUUGCUUCAAUCUUGAUGAUCAUGAAUGGACUAGAUGGAUCAAACCAGCAUAUCAAGAUCCCAAUUCAAAUCUAACAGCAGAUUUUCUUAUCAAAGAAAUUCUUGAUCUAAAGCCUAGUGAAAUCCGUAUUGGAUUAGAUUUCAGUGUAGGUACUGGUACAUUUGCUGCAAGAAUGAAGGAAUUCAAUGUCACUAUAGUUUCUGCUGCUAUAAAUCUUGGAGCUCCCUUCAACGAAUUCAUCGCGCUCCGUGGGCUAAUCCCUCUUUACUUGACGAUAAAUCAACGACUUCCCUUCUUUGACAACACGUUAGAUUUGAUUCAUACAACAAGAUUUCUUGAUGGAUGGAUCGAUUUUGUGCUUUUAGAUUUCAUAUUGUAUGAUUGGGAUAGAGUUUUAAGACCUGGAGGGCUUCUCUGGAUUGACAGCUUCUUCUGCUUGAAAGAAGAUUUAUAUGACUAUUUGCAAAUAUUCAAAAUGUUAAGGUAUAAGAAACACAAGUGGAUUGUUGUCCCAAAAAGAGACAAAAGUGAUGAUCUUGAAGUGUUCUUCUCUGCUGUACUAGAAAAGCCACCAAGGCCUUUCAGAUAAUCAUGUUCAUGAAGAGGUAACAUUUAUGUUUCUAGAUCUGA
Molecule: messenger RNA, 1908 nt
Organism: Olea europaea var. sylvestris
Lineage: Eukaryota; Viridiplantae; Streptophyta; Magnoliopsida; Lamiales; Oleaceae
Exons: 1
Coding region: 440-1867 (475 amino acids)
Molecular function (GO): methyltransferase activity
Source: RefSeq, a predicted model, not a curated record